Molecule: messenger RNA, 462 nt
Organism: Daldinia decipiens
Lineage: Eukaryota; Fungi; Ascomycota; Sordariomycetes; Xylariales; Hypoxylaceae
Exons: 1
Coding region: 1-462 (153 amino acids)
Source: RefSeq, a predicted model, not a curated record
AUGCAUUCUCGUUAUGGUACUUUAACACUUCAUAAGAUUGGGGAAGGCCGCAGAGAUCUUGCUAAUGCCCAUUCAGCAGAUUAUUCUACCUCAACCACGCUCGCUUUCGAUUCUUCGACACAGAGACAACCCAGCCAUUUGCUUCCAGACCCGGCUAUGUUCGACUUCGAACUCUGCCCUGACAUAGACUAUGAAGUAUGGAAGGCGGAGAUGUGGAUCAAAUUACACAUCGACGGCACCAGUAUCGGCUCGAGGGAGGACCAACUUAAAUAUGUCUUGUAUUACAUUUACCCUGAGUACGCAGAUGAGAUCAGAUCCGUAAUUGACCGCGAGGAGGAAAAGGGAGAGGAUGAGGAUUGGGGAUUUAACCAUGUUUUCGAGAUGAUGGAUCACCUAAGAGCCAAGCUAAAUAUGGCAGAUUUCAAGCCAAAGGAUGACUCUCGAUCAAUAGGGGAAUAUUAA